UCAGAACGUUCCUUUUUUUCUUUGGAUCGUGCCCGUGAUUGGAACUUCGAGUGGGCAAUGGCAACAGGCCUGGAACUGCCAGUUGCGCGACAAAAACCUGCUGCAUUGGAUCCGGAUGCGUGGAGGUCUCCCCGACAGAUGGAGCAGACAGGAUCGCCAAUGCAUUCACAGGCCUUGUUGGGGCGUGGUGGGCAUUCGCGGUCACCUUCACCUCGUCCGUCUGUGGACUUUGAGACCCCGAUCGCGCGAGAGAAUGUGAUUCGACCCUUUCGACCAACGAAGGUCUAUGGAUCAGGAGGAGCGCCCAGAUCUCCGAUGCAUUCAGAGGCCUUGCGCUCUGCACGCCAGCACAGCAAGUCGCCGCGAAGUCUUGAGCCCUCUCCUUUCUACGGUUCAGACACUUGGGAGGCUCCGACGGCCUCUCCUGAACGAAACUCGAAGAUGACGCUUGACGCUAGCACCUCCUUCCGAUCUGAGCUGGUGACGGCUUCGCCCAGGCAUUCGAGCUCACUCUCUCCUAGACAUAGCCUGCAGCAUCGCUCAUCACCUGCCACACCGGUGACACCAGACCAGAUGGGAAGUGAUCUUGCUGCCUCAUCUUUUAAACUUUCAGAGCGUGCCUACAUGCCGCGACAAUACCAGACACCAGCCUCUGGGCAUAGUUCGCCAAUGCAUUCGCAGGCCUUGCUUGACUGCCAACGCCAUAGCACCUCCCCCCGGCGCUCGCCGGUGGCGAUGGACGUGGAGCUCUCGCGGUCGCCCAGCACGGUGCGGCACCGACUGACCAUCCCCGAUCUGCCUCACAGAGGUGACGAGUCGCCUGGACACCGGCUGAGCAUUUGCAUGAGCGAGGAGUUCCGACCGUUGCAGGCCGAUGGCGCAAGGACGCCUUACGACCGUGAACUGGACAAGUUCCGGCCUUUGUCGCCACUUGCGAGCCAGCAGCAACAGGAGGACGAGUUGGACCGCUUCCGGCCGUUGUCCCCCAAGUCCAAGUGGGACGAACCGCUCAAUGAGCUGGACAAGUUCCGACCUUUGUCGCCAGAGUCGAAGAGAUCCACCUUGGAUGCGACGGACUCGAACACCUUCAGGAUGGCCUCCCCCGACUCCGGGGAGUCGAAGAGGUUGCGCUUCAGCGAUGAGAACAGGAGAUCACUUUCAAAGGAGAUUGCGGACAGUCCUGCCAUGGAGGAAGAAACCAGGAGGCAAGAAGAACUCACCCAACAGCUGACCAUGCAGAUCCGAAACCGCUCCCGGUCCUCUUCGAGGGCCUCCUCUGUGGCGGCGUCGCCGCAACAGAGCUCCCGCAUGAGCUCCCGGACGCAUCUGCCCAACCAGAUGUACCUGCCAGGAGUGCCAGACCGCCCUCACAAGGCUGCAAUGCAACAGCAACAACUUCAACAGCAGCACCAGCAGCAGCUGCAACAACUCCAGCAGCAGCAAAUGCAGCAGCAGCUGCAAGAGCAACUGCAGAUCCAACAAAAACUACAGAUGCAGCAGCAGUUGCAAACGCAGCGACUGAUGCAGCAACAGGUACAGGAGCAGCCACAGCACCUGACUCAGCCAAUGCCUCUUCAGUCAACGCCUUUUGCGCAGCCCAGCCUGCCUCAAACACAGCCCAGCCUGCAGACUCAACCCAGUUUGAUGCCCGUGAUGCGUCACCCGGUGUCCUUGGAGAACUCGCCUGUGACACGGACCACCUUUUUUCCGGACGAAGUGGGCAACAGCAUGGCACCGCUUGAGGACACACCUCCAGCAGUUGUCCGCCGUGCUCCAAAGUUGAACCUCCAAGCAGCCCCUACCAUUCCGCUGCCAUCACACGAUGGUGUGGCAUUGGAGCCCUACAGAACCGGUGACCUAGAAGAAGCGACCAGAUCUGGAGAAGUCUCUGACUGUGCGACGCAGCACGUCUCAGAGCUGGUCACGCAAGAAGUGGUGAGACCGGUGGAGACGCAGGUCAUCCGAGAAGUGCCACAGCCACAGAUGCCACACCUGCCGCCUCAACAGGCCCAACAGGUCGAGGUUGCUUGGGCUUCUCAGCGGCGCGCCGCUCGAGAGCCAGACCGGGCCGUGCAAGAGACACAGCAUGUGCCUCCGUCCAAGAGCCCCGUGCAAGAGUACCAGUUGAGCGAACGUCGAGGUGAAGGUCGCCGGAGUGCGGAUCUGCCGAAUGCGAAUGCAGCCAGCCGCCAUGGCCCACCCGUGGCCCGAGACUUUGCACCUCCACCGCCACCGCCACCGCCGCCACAGGAGGUGUCUCAUCACCCGCCAGGGUACUCGCCGGCAGCACCGGUGCAGACGCUUCAAACCAGCUCGUCGGUCCACUCGGCGCAUGGCAUGCGACCAGAGGCUCGCUAUCGCUCUGCCUCCGAGCCCAGGCUCCAACGCCAUGCCUGUACAAUGACUGAGGGCUCAACCACGUCGUCCAACUCCAAAGAGAGGAUACGAGCAUUGGAGUCGGAGGUGGCCACGCAAUGCCAAUGGAUUCGGGCCUUGGAGGGGAACUUGAAGACGGCGGAAAGUCGGGCAGAGCGUUUCGAAGCCUCAGGCAUGGCUGCACAGAAAGAAAUCGAGAUGACCCUGUCCCAGCUGAAGUCGUCAAAUGAGGAAGUGCUGACGAGAAGUACGCGCAUCGCUCAGCUGGAAAGUAAACUCGAGUUGUUGGAGAACAAGAGGGGAAGCUCCGAUUCGAAGAAGAUGAAGCACUCGAGCUCGGAGGGAAGCAUUCGCUCAAGCCGAAUCGCAGAUCUGGAGAAGCAGGUGAGUCAGCUCACCAAGCAGCUGAAGGCCACCAGGAAGGGUUCGCAGGAGGAUUCCUUGCCCAACAGUGUCGUCUCGGAGGUGAGUGAGGACCAUCGGCUGGCCCGGCGUCGGGCCACCGAGUGGCAGGAGCGUUGCGAGCUCUUACGCAGGUCCUUUGAUCGCGAAUCUGCUUCGCAAGAUCUUCAAAUCACGCGUGGUCGCUUGAGAGAUGCCGAGAACAAGGUGCAGCUCUUGAAUUCCGAGCUCGCUGGAAUGCACCAAGCACAGGCUCAAGGACUCAAGCAGGAUGCAGAGGUGCUGAAGUUGAAGCAGCAGUUGCAGCAAUUGGAGGUGGAACUGAUGGUGCGGAAGGAGCGUUGCUCGGCCGCCGAGGCGCAGCUCGUGGACCUCACCGCCGAGUUGGGAGAUGUGAAAGCGGCCCGAACUCGGACGUUGGACCAGUACAAGGGCUUGGAUUCGGAGCUCGACGGGGCUCGUCGACGGAUUGCCAAUGCCGACCGGGAGGUGGCCAGAGCUCAAGGUGAGCGGCUAGAAGCGGAGCAGCGCUGCCAAGCUCUACAGUAUGAGUGCCGAAGUCUGAAGAAGGAGCUCCAUGACACCAAAGCAGCUCUACGUGCUUUGGACUUGCCUCACCGGUCCUCCAUUUGUGCUACGGCGCGGGCGGACGCUCUCGUCGAGGCAGGGUUGCAUUUUUCCAACCUUACCGACCGGAGCACCUCCACCUCAUCAGAGGUGGACCUGGCUCCUCAACGCCUCAAGGCCACUCUUUUGAAGCCCAGAGAGGUUGCAGAAGCAAAGGCUGAGCGGACAGCAGGUGCUUUGGAUGAAGCCAGGCGUGAGCUGAAACGCUCCCAAAAGGAAGCGGGCAGCUUGCGCCGUGAGCUGGCCGUGGCCGUGGCCAACGCCAUCGCCGCAAAGGCCGAUUCUCCACCCUCUCGGCGUCGCCAGGGAGUCCGCCUUCGCAUUGAGCAGGAGGCGGCCGAGCGGCUGGCGCUGGGCUUAGGACCUGCCGACGCGUGAUGCCUCGACAGAAGGACCAAGCUGAGCGGCUUAGCCGUUAGAAGUCCAAGGGAGCACGGAAGAAGUGGACCAGUGGAGCC
Molecule: messenger RNA, 3863 nt
Organism: Durusdinium trenchii
Lineage: Eukaryota; Dinophyceae; Suessiales; Symbiodiniaceae
Source: the annotation of a GenBank genome assembly